Messenger RNA from Camelus dromedarius (Arabian camel), 2390 nucleotides. It is a transcript of the gene RGS14, whose product is annotated as regulator of G protein signaling 14. The transcript is spliced from 15 exons. NCBI's taxonomy places the organism in Eukaryota, Metazoa, Chordata, Mammalia, Artiodactyla, Camelidae. The record is from RefSeq and is a predicted model, not a curated record. Gene Ontology annotation, cellular component: nucleus; cytoplasm; plasma membrane. Bases 169 to 1890 code for a protein of 573 amino acids. Gene Ontology annotation, biological process: signal transduction; spindle organization; regulation of G protein-coupled receptor signaling pathway. Gene Ontology annotation, molecular function: GTPase activator activity; G-protein alpha-subunit binding; microtubule binding.
CAGAGAAAAGAGGUAGUGAGCUGGUGUUUCAGGAUGUGAGGGCCCGCAGGAGCGGAGCUGGGCUCUCUCCGCCGCCUGCCUGUCGCUCUGCAAGCUCUGGCCGGCGGCGCUGCCCACAGUCCCCAUGGUGGGCACCCCCCGCAGCGGGGACCCGUGAACAGCAGCGGCAUGCCAGGGAAGCCCAAGCACCUGGGCGUCCCCAACGGACGCAUGGUUCUGGCCGUCUCGGAUGGAGAGCUAAGCAGCACGGCGGGGCCCCAGGGCCAGGGCGAGGGCCGAGGCAGCUCCCUCAGCAUCCACAGUCUCCCCAGUGGCCCCAGCAGCCCCUUCCCCUCCGAGGAGCAGCCUGUGGCCAGUUGGGGCCUGUCCUUCGAGCGGCUGCUGCAGGACCCGCUGGGCCUGGCUUACUUCACUGAGUUCCUGAAGAAGGAGUUCAGUGCGGAGAACGUGACUUUCUGGAAGGCCUGCGAGCGCUUCCAGCAGAUCCCAGCCAGCGACACCCAGCAGUUAGCUCAGGAGGCCCGCAACAUCUACCAGGAGUUCCUGUCCAGCCAGGCGCUGAGCCCAGUAAAUAUCGACCGGCAAGCCUGGCUCGGCGAGGAGGUGCUGGCGGAGCCUCGACCGGACAUGUUCCGCGAACAGCAGCUUCAGAUCUUCAACUUGAUGAAGUUCGACAGCUAUGCGCGCUUCGUCAAAUCCCCGCUGUACCGCGAGUGCCUCCUGGCGGAGGCCGAGGGUCGCCCACUGCGGGAACCCGGCUCCGCGCGCCUCGGCAGCCCUGACGCCACCAGGAAGAAGCCGAAGCUGAAGCCCGGAAAGUCGCUGCCGCUGGGCGUGGAGGAGUUGGGGCAGCUGCCGCCUGCUGAGGGCCCUGGGGGCCGCCCGCUCCGCAAGUCCUUCCGCAGGGAACUAGGAGGCAGCGCGGCAAACUCCUUGCGCCGGGAGUCCCAGGGCUCCCUCAACUCCUCGGCCAGUCUGGACCUCGGCUUCCUUGCCUUUGCUAGCAGCAAAUCUGAGAGCCACCGGAAGAGUCUUGGGAGCUCAGAAGGUGAGAGCGAAAGCCGGCCAGGGAAGUACUGCUGCGUGUACCUGCCUGAUGGCACAGCCUCCUUGGCCCUGGCCCGACCUGGCCUCAGUAUCCGCGGCAUGCUGGCAGGCAUCUGUGAGAAACGAGGCCUCUCUCUGCCUGACAUCAAGGUCUACCUGGUGGGCAAUGAACAGAAGGCCCUGGUCCUGGAUCAGGACUGCACCGUGCUGGCUGACCAGGAAGUGCGGCUGGAGAACAGAAUCACCUUCGACGUUAGGGUCCCGUACAGGCUCGAGCUGGCGGCGCUGGAGCGCGUGGUGCGGAUCUCCGCCAAGCCCACCAAGCAGCUGCAGGAGGCCCUGCAGCCCAUCCUGGCGAAGCACGGCCUGAGCCCACAACAAGUGGCGCUGCACCGGCCAGGAGAGAAGCAGCCGCUGGAUCUGGGGAAGCUAGUGAGCUCGGUGGCCGCCCAGAGACUGGUUUUGGACACUCUCCCAGGUGUGAAGAUUCCUGAAGCUGGCGACACACCCCCUUGCCGCAGCCAGGGUGGCCAGCCUAGAAUCCAGGACAAGGCCGCCGACCACCCUUCACUGCCCCUGAACUCGCUGGCCCAGGCGCCUAGUAGUAUCACUGGGAAGCGGCAGACUUGUGACAUUGAAGGGCUGGUGGAGCUGCUGAACCGGGUGCAGAGCAGUGGAGCCCACGACCAGAGGGGCCUUCUGCGCAAAGAGGACCUGGUGCUUCCAGAAUUUCUGCAACUGCCUGCCCAAGGACCCAACUCCCAGGAGGCCUCAUCACAGACUGAAUCCGCGCCCCAGCCCAAGGGGGGCCCCUCGGACUCCUCUGUGCACUCGGCCCUCUGACAGCUGCCUGCCCGUCCAGGCCGGCUGCAUGGCACCUGGCGGGCCAAGCAUGCCAUGGGCCCGCUCUGCAUGCCCUGUCUGUGCCAUGAGUGUUCCUGGCCCCUUCCUGCCACGGGCAGGCCCGCAGGAAGAGCUGGGAGGGGGUGGGGAGGGGACUCAGAGGAGUGACACUCCUCAGCUGCCACCACUUGGUCCCUUACAGGCUUGCUCGUCCAUCCCUUGCUGCCAGGCCACCAGGGGGAGGUGCAGGUGUGCCCAACAUGGAGGGGCGGCGUUGGCAGUGCCAGCCUCCCCACCAUGUGCCAGGCCUCAGCAGGGAGUGGGAGGGGCCGGCCCUUCCCCGGGGAGCUGGUAUGAGUAAGGCCUGGGGUGCAGGCAGGCAGCCUCUUCCUCUGCCCACAGACUCUACUGGACAUACAGAUUUUGCAGUUGGCUUGGGGCAGCUGGGUUUGUCCUGGAUGUAAGAUAUUGUUAUUAUAAUAAUAAUUAUUAUUCUGCCA